Molecule: messenger RNA, 2302 nt
Organism: Acipenser ruthenus (sterlet)
Lineage: Eukaryota; Metazoa; Chordata; Actinopteri; Acipenseriformes; Acipenseridae
Gene: slc15a5
Product: solute carrier family 15 member 5
Exons: 9
Coding region: 1-1704 (567 amino acids)
Biological process (GO): transmembrane transport
Cellular component (GO): membrane
Molecular function (GO): transmembrane transporter activity
Source: RefSeq, a predicted model, not a curated record
AUGGCGGUGAUAGACCUCACAGACCUCCAGGAGAAGAGCUUCCUGAAGCAGGCCACUACGCAGCCCCAGAGAGCCAGGAGGAGGGCUCCCCCCAGGAGGAGGCUGCAAGGGGUAGUGUGUGUCCUGCUCGUGGAGCUCUGCGAACGCUUCACCUUCUUUGGGAUCGUCUGCAACAUGAUCCUCUUCUGCACGCUCAAGUUGGGCUACGAUAACGUCCAGGCGGCCGCGGUCAACCUGGUGUUUAUCGGGGCCUGCACCCUCACCCCGGUGCUGGUGGGCUGGGUCGCUGAGUCCCGUCUCGGGAGGACCAAGGUUCUGUAUAUAUGUGCAUUACUGCAUUUCAUAGGCACGGCGAUGCUCCCCGUCGUGGCAUUCCCCUUCGAGGAUUUCUACAUCGACACUCAUCACAUCGUGCACAGCCUGGCGCGCAGGGAGCAGACGCUGCUCUUCUAUGGGGGGCUCCUGUCGGCUUCGCUGGGGAUCGGCGGGAUCCGAGCCAUCCUCUGCCCGCUGAGUGCCUACAGCCUGCAGGACUGCAGCCAGCGACAGCUCCUGUCCUUCUUCAACUGGUUUUAUUGGCUGGUGAACCUGAACUCGGUGGUUGUGUUUGUGGGCAUAGCCUACAUCCAGCAGUCUGUGGCCAAAAACCUGGGCUUCCUCAUCCCUUUCACCUCAGUGCUGCUCGCUCUCAUCACUAUCCACAUGGCGCGCAACAAACUCAUCUACCAGCCCAAGAAAGUGGGUUCCUUGCUGGCCACCUUCGGGGUGUUCCUGAACUCCCUGAAAAUGUGCUGUGUGCGUUACCGGCACCUGAGCGGAGAGGUGAGCAGCUGGCUGGACCGGGCCAAGGAGCACAAUGGAGGAGGGUACAGCGAGGCUCAUGUGGAGAACGUCAAGACCCUGGUCAAGCUGUUUCCCUUCUUCGCACUUCAGCUUUUAUACCGCGCCUCCGUCACCCAGAUUCCUUCAGGCUACUACAUCCAGACCAUGAACUCCAACCUGAAUCUGAACGGCUUUCUGCUCCCCAUCGCUGCCAUGAACGUGAUCAGCAUCCUGCCUCUCCUGGUGCUGGCCCCCUUCCUGGAGUGCGUCUCCACCUGCUUCUUCUCAUUCCGGAGAGUCUCGCUGUCCCCCACAGCACUGAUCAUUGCGGGUCACCUGUGCGCUGCUUUCUCAGCGGUGGUGGCUGGGAUCUCGGAGCUCCAGCGGAAGCGCUACCCCAUGGUGGAGCAGGCCCUGUCCGGCAAGGUCCUCCACGUAUCCUCCAUGCCCUGCCUCCAGCUGGCACCCCAGUACAUCUUACUGGGGAUGGCAGAAGCACUGGUCACCCCGGCCUGCUCGCUGGUAACCUUCUGCCUGGCUCCGAGCAGCAUCCGAGGGAUCUCUAUGCACUUCCUGGCUCUCUCCUAUGGGGGCGGCUGCUUUCUGGGGGCGUUCAUUAUUCAGGUGGUCUAUCUGGUAUCAGGAGGUAGCUGCUUCCCAGCAAGCCUGAGCGAGGGGCAUCUGGAGGGAUUCUUUUUCCUGUUAGCCUCACUGAUGCUCACAAACGCACUUGUGUUCUGGAAGAUCUCACACCGAUACAGUACUUUGAGCCUAGAACUGGAUCGAGGUGUGAGGGGCAGUGUUCUUGCCGAGAAGCUUCUAGAACACGAGAAGUCUCUCAAGUUCUAUGACACAUUCUCUUCUAUGGAGACUGCUUUGUAACCUUCUUAUAGACCAGUAACGCUGGCGUUGCAUAUUUAUUUCUAAGAAAUAUUUGUAAUAGUUUUUCUAUAUACAUAUGAAUGGCCUACAAUUUGCAGUUUUAGACUAAAUGAAAUUAAAUAAUGUACAAUACAGAAAAAUAAAGGACAAUAAAUGGAGACUCAAUAAAAUGAUGCCUGAAGGUUUAAAUAGAAAGGAAUAGUAGAUUUUUACAUCAUUAACUAUGUAGUAAAUUACAUCACAAACAUUUCAAUAGAAAUAAGUGUGUGUAGUUACCAGGGCAUCAAAAGCCUAGAAGUACCUCCACUGUUUGUUUUCAAAAACACUUUCCCUUGACAAAGGUAUGUUAAACAUAUCGAAACCUUGGGAAGUUGGCUCUUUUGAGCAAAAACGGAGAGAGAGAGAGAGAGAGAGAGAGAGAGAGAGAGAGAGAGAGAGAGAGAGAGAGAGAGAGAGAAAGAGAGAGAGAGAGACGCAUAUUUAUAUAUUUUUUACAUAUUAAUACCUGUAGUUUGCAUAUUUAUGAAUCUAUUAUUGCAUCAGAGGCAUUAUAAAUAUGACUGCCAUAUAUAUUGUAUUGUCUGUAUAGUAUAUGUAU